GUUGAACGAAGGUCAUACUGUGUUUGUGGAGAGGAAGAUAGCUGGGUGUCUCUAUGGGGGUGAACCAAUGAGACACUUCCUGGGAAUCGGUGGCUGGAAAACCCUCCAAUACGGGGUUGUGGACGUCCUAAAAAAUGGCCCCUACACCAAGCUCGUCCCUGACCUGCGUGGGGUGGACCCUGACGAUGCCUUUUCUGUGGUGCCCUAUGAGAAAGGUUUUGCCCUCCUGUUUUACCUGGAAACACUUGUAGGAGGACCAGCCGUAUUUGAACCCUUUCUACGAGCCUACAUUGAGCAGUUUCAGGGAGAUUCCAUAGUUACUGACCAGUGGAAAGAGUUUCUGUUCUCCUUCUUCAAGGACAAGGUUGAUGUGUUCAAAGACGUUGAAUGGGAUAAGUGGUUCUUUGGACAGGGGAUGCCGCCAAUAAAACCAAAAUAUGAUGACAGUCUUGCCGUGCCGUGUGCGGAUCUGAGCCAGCGAUGGGUGAAAGCUGUGAAGGAAGAGUUCUCAUUGUUCAAAGCUGAGGAUCUGGCGUCUCUGUCUACUGCACAGAAAAGGGAGUUCUUCUCACUUUUGUUGAUAGAG
Molecule: messenger RNA, 586 nt
Organism: Mizuhopecten yessoensis (Yesso scallop)
Lineage: Eukaryota; Metazoa; Mollusca; Bivalvia; Pectinida; Pectinidae
Product: leukotriene A-4 hydrolase-like
Exons: 5
Biological process (GO): peptide catabolic process
Cellular component (GO): cytosol
Molecular function (GO): aminopeptidase activity; epoxide hydrolase activity; metallopeptidase activity
Source: RefSeq, a predicted model, not a curated record